Molecule: messenger RNA, 369 nt
Organism: Olea europaea var. sylvestris
Lineage: Eukaryota; Viridiplantae; Streptophyta; Magnoliopsida; Lamiales; Oleaceae
Exons: 2
Coding region: 1-369 (122 amino acids)
Source: RefSeq, a predicted model, not a curated record
AUGUCUCCAUACCGCCUAGUCUUUGGGAAGGCGUGCCAUCUGCCACUAGAAAUGGAGCACCGGGCAUACUGGGCUAUGAAACAGUUGAAUAUGGACUUGAGCGCCGUCGGUGAAAAGUGCCUGCUGCAACCUAAUGAGUUAGAUGAGUUUAGAAUGGAAGCUUAUGAAAUUUCAAAACUUUACAAGGAACGAACAAAGAAAUGGUGGUCGGGUCCUUAUACUGUCACGAAAGUUCUACCAUAUGGGGCUAUACAAGUGAGCCAUGAGACUAAGGGUAUCUUCACUGUUAAUGGGCAAAGACUGAAACACUAUUGGGGCGGUGACUUCUCCAACCAAAAGUCCACCGUUCAACUCGAGACGCCAGAAUGA